AUGAAGACCUUGAUGCACCAUGGUCUGGCAGUGUGUUUAGUGCUCACUACCAUGUGCACCAGCUUGUUGCUCGUGUACAGCAGCAUCGGCAGCCAGAAGGAGAGGGCCCCGCAGCAGCAGCAGCAGCAGCAGCAGCAGCAGCAGCAGCAGCAGCAGCAGCAGCAGCAGCAGGCGACUGCCGGCAGCGCGCAGCCAGCGGAGAGCAGUCCCCAGCCACGUAGAACCGCCCCCGCCGGACACCCGCAGUUGGAUGGAUACCUUGGUGUAGCAGACCACAAGCCCCUGAAAAUGCACUGUACCGACUGCGCCCUGGUAACCAGCUCAGGGCACCUGCUGCACAGUCAGCAGGGCCCCCAGAUCGAUCGGACAGAGUGUGUUAUCCGCAUGAAUGACGCCCCCACCCGAGGCUACGGGCUCGAUGUGGGCAACCGCACCAGCCUGCGGGUCAUCGCACACUCCAGCAUCCAGAGGAUCCUCCGCAACCGCCACGACCUGCUCAACGUGAGCCAGGGCACCGUGUUCAUCUUCUGGGGCCCCAGCAGCUACAUGCGGCGGGAUGGCAAGGGCCAGGUGUACAACAACCUGCAGCUCCUCAGCCAGGUGCUGCCCCGGCUGAAGGCCUUCAUGAUCACACGCCACAAGAUGCUGCAGUUUGAUGAGCUCUUCAAGCAGGAGACCGGCAAAGACAGGAAGAUCUCCAACACUUGGCUGAGCACCGGCUGGUUCACCAUGACAAUCGCCCUGGAGCUCUGCGACAGGAUCAAUGUUUAUGGCAUGGUGCCCCCGGACUUCUGCAGGGAUCCUAAGCACCCUUCAGUACCUUAUCAUUACUAUGAGCCUUCUGGACCCGAUGAAUGUACAAUGUACCUCUCGCACGAGCGAGGACGCAAGGGCAGUCACCACCGUUUCAUCACAGAGAAACGGGUGUUUAAGAACUGGGCACGGACAUUCAACAUUCGCUUUUUCCAGCCAGACUGGAAACCAGAGCCACCUGCUGUGAAUCACGCUGAGGAGAAGCCUGUGUUCUGAGGUUUGAACGCCAUCAGCCCCCAGAGGAAGGACUUGAACUCCAGGCCGGGAAUGGGAGCUGGACAGUGGUGCGGUUCAGCACCAUGGACAGAACCCCACGGCCCAAGACCAGCACAUCCUCAUGAGUACCGAUUCAGCGACACUGCCAUGGCGGCUAGGAACACUCCAGGGUGGAAGUAUUGCCUUCGAAACCGAAACAGGAGCAGCCCAACACCUUUAAUUGCAUUUCUUUACAGAUGUCCACGUCAAAAGACUUUUCUAUCAGGUUAUAGCCUAACCUGACCAAUAAUUGGUGUCAUUUGUCACACUCUGUGAUUUGUAAAGGCCUGAAAGAACGAACAUGAUUCUGAAGAGCACAUCUCCAACGAUUUUCAUAAAGAAAAUGUCUGCUAUUUAUUUAUUGAGAGUUUUUUAGUGUACUCUAGGCAGUAUUUUUAUAGAUUAUGAUUAUGUGGCGAUUUAUGCUCCCGACUCUUUAGUCCUGAAUGGUGGUUGGAAUGUGUAGAAUCAGGCCGAGGACUUACGGAAUUCACAAUGCUUGUUAUUAGUCUGCAAUCAGUGUUGGACGUGGAAAUGUGCAGCAUUGUUUGAACCCCUCGGCUUCAGGCAAAUUGCUCUUUCAAAACAAGAACAGCUAGAACACUUUCUGAUGUACAUAAAUGUUCAAAAGAACAAAACUGAAAACCAAAAACUACAUUAUUAAAACAAAGAGAUGCUAAGGAUAGGAGCUUAAAGAUACAGCAGCUCUCUUCAGUAGUAACUGGUACAAGUAAUUUCUCUUUAAGUUCUGCUUUCCUUGUCUUUACAAUGCACCAGAAGAUCCCCUGAGUUCCUCUUGCGAAUCUAAGAAUGUAGGAGCCUCUCGCUGUGAGGAUUAGACAUGUGGGAUGACGGAACUCCAACAGUAGCUGGAAACGGUAAGUCAGGGUGAAGAUGUUAGGGUCCCCCGGGUAGGAAUCAGUUUUCUUCAUUGGCCUCUCUUGUCUAAACACUAUCCCUUGCCUCUCUAAGAAAGUGAGAGGAGCGAGUGGCGGAGGCUUCUGAGUGUUCCCUGACUAUGAGUGCCAAGAGCUGCCCUUUCUUGAGAAGAGAACAGAAAGACAUUCCCCGUCUCCCAGCUCACUGUCCCACGGACCGUUCUGACCCACGCACUGGCUGCAAGUCUUUGGAUGUGAAGGACUCCUCCCUCACCCACUUCAUUCAAAACCAAGGUAGAUAGGAUGACGGAUUUUCAUUUUAAAAAGGUAUGCUGCUCAGAAAAGUAAGAAUAUGCUAGGCUUUUCCUUGCACGCUACCAAAGGAGCAUCAGUGUCUCUGAUGACAGAUUUGAAGGCAGCCGCUAAUGUCAUGAGGGAACAGGCACUGCUUUUACAAUCAGGACAGGGCUUGGAUUACAGGUGUCUCACAUCACAGCUCUUUCCCCUCUUCUUAAUUAGUGAUAAUGUCCCUUUCCCUUUCACUCAGUAGAACUAUUAAUUGUGCAGAGUACCAUUGUGGAGAUACAAAUGCAGCCCAGGU
This is a messenger RNA of Alexandromys fortis (reed vole), 2547 nucleotides long. RefSeq names its product ST6 N-acetylgalactosaminide alpha-2,6-sialyltransferase 5 (gene St6galnac5). Lineage: Eukaryota; Metazoa; Chordata; Mammalia; Rodentia; Cricetidae. Gene Ontology annotation, biological process: ganglioside biosynthetic process; oligosaccharide metabolic process. The transcript is spliced from 5 exons. Gene Ontology annotation, molecular function: alpha-N-acetylgalactosaminide alpha-2,6-sialyltransferase activity. The record is from RefSeq and is a predicted model, not a curated record. Bases 1 to 1029 code for a protein of 342 amino acids.